CGUCGCCGCGAUGUUCGGCAAGGGAGGCGGGCUCGGGUCUCUGUUCGGGAGCGGGAAGAAGCCAGCGGACCAGCGAGACGGCGCCUCGAGCGCCGCGCGGUCGCCGCCCGCGGGCGUCGUCGCCGAUCUCGCGCGACGGGGCGAAUCAUCGGCAUCCGCGACGACGACGACGACGACGACGACGUCGUCGCCGCGGCCGAGCGACAUCGCGGACGACGACCUGCCCGCGAUCCUGAACCGCGCGGAGGACCUCCUCGAGAAGACGCGGAAGCGAUGCGAGCUCGGCGCGAGGACCCCGGAGGAGGAAGGCCGGCAGUUUCUCCGCGUCAACGAGGUGAAACGCCUCCUCGGUCGCGCGCGAUCGGCCGCGGCGAAGCUGCCGCCGCCCGACGACGACGACGACGACGCGAGCGCCGCGUGGCGCGCGCGGCUCGUCGUCCUCGACGCGGAGCUCGCGAGCGCGGUGGAGGCGGUCGUGGGCGGCGCGUCGCCCGCGCCGACGCCGAGGGCGGAGGCGCCGAGGGCGGAGGCGUCGACGUCGACGUCGACGCGACGUUCGGAAGGCGGCUUGUUCGCGGGCAUGACCGUGUCCCCGAUCGCGCCCGCGUCCGCGCUGGGCGGCGCGCUCGGCACCGGCGGCGACCUCUUCAGCGGGCUGGAGGUCUCCGCGGGGGGGUCGAGCCCGGCGGCACCGGCGGCGGCGGCGGCUGCCGCUCCAGCGUACACGCCGCCGUCGCCGCCGCCGCCGCCGCCGCCGCCGCCGGCUCCCGCCGCCGCCCCGGCGCCGUUGGCGUCGCCCCCUCCGCCGCGUUCGCGGUCGGAAUCAGUCGGCGGCGGCGUGACGGGCGUUGGGAUGCUGGACGCGUCGAUGUUCGCCGGGGCGGACGCGAUGGCGCCCGCCGACGCGACGACGACGACGACGACGACGACGACGACGGGCGGCGGCGGCGGCGGCGAGUCUUCUUCCGGGGCGAAUAAGAAACCGAGAGGGUUCCGCGUCGGGUACGGCCGCGACGAGGGCGACGACGCGGACCGCGUCACCGGCGAAGCGGCCGCGACGGCGCCCGCGCCCGCGUCGACGACGUCGACGCCCGAACCGGCGGCGGCGACGAGCGCGCCCGAGCCGUCGCCGCCGCCGCCGUCGCCGCCGCCGCCGCCGCCGCCGGCGGCGGAUGAGGACGCAUCGGAGACGCACGACGCGGCGUGCGCCGCGGCCGCGCGCUCGCGGUCCGCCGCGAUGCGAACCGCCGCGGACGCGGACGACGACCUCGAGGCUGCGGAGAAGACCCAAGACGAGCUGUGCGCGAAGGAAGACUUCGAAGGGGCGGACGCGCUCGCUGGGAAAAUCGAGGCGCUGACGACACGCAAAACGGCCGCUGUCGAGGCGUUACGCGCCGCAGAACUCGCGCACGCGGCCGCGCGCGAGGCGUCGUUGCGCGCGAUGGAUCGCCGCGCCGCGCGCGCGACGCGGGACGCGGAGACGGCGGAGGCGGCGGCGAGGGACGCGCGCGAGGCGGCGACGGCGAAGGCGAAGGAGCGAAGGAAAGCCGCGGCUUCGGACGCGACGCGCGCGCGCGACGCCGCGUCCGAGGCGUCCGUCGCCGCCACCGCGACGGUCCGCGCGCUCGAGCUCGAGGCGGCGUCGCUGAGAGGGCGGCUCCGCGCGAAGGAGACGGAGCUGUCGCGCGCGAGAGAGGACGAGAAGCGCGCGGUCGACGCGGAGAAGGACGCGACCGCCGCCGCGGCGAGCGGAGAGAUCGACGCCGCGGUGGAAGACAUGGGCGCCGGCGACGCCGCGACGGCGGACGCGAUGCGCCGGGAAGCGGCCGUGCACGCCGCGGGCGCGCGGCGCGCUCGAGACGCGAUGGCCGCGCUGGAGGUGGCGCGACGCGCCGAGGACGACGCGCGCGCGGCGUUUGAACGCGCCGCCGCCGCCGCCGCCGCCGCCGCCGCCGCCGCCGCGACGACCGCGUCCCCCGCGGGCGGCGCGGACGCGGAGAACGCGAGCGCGGAGAACGCGAGCGCGAGCGGGAUCGCGUGGCCCGAUCCCAGACGCGCGGCGAUCGACUCCUUGAGAGCGGCGGCGGCGGCGAAGCGCGCGGCGGCGGCGACGAGGCGCGCCGAAGCCAUCGACGCCGAGGCGAGUAAACGCCGCGCCGCCGCCGCGAAAGAUUUCAAGUCCGCGGGCGCGCACGCCGCGAGGGAGAAAGAGCUCGCGGAGGCUGCGGACGCGAUGGAGGCGGACGCGGCCGCGGCGGAGAAGGCGCACGAGGAGGCGGAGAAGGCUGCCGCCGUCGCGGCGAGAAGAGAAAGGGAAGAGGCGCGCGACGGCGGCGGCGGCGCGACCGACGGCGGCGACCGACCUCUCGCGGCCGCGGCGGCGGCCGCGGCGCGAGCGCAUCUCGCCGCGCGCGUCGCGAGGUUGCGCCGCGAGGUGGAUGUCGACGGCGAUCGCUCCGACGCCGGGCGCGCGUUAUCGGAAGCCGCGGACUACCUCGAGCGACGCGGCGAGCGAGGACGAGCGACGUGA
Micromonas pusilla CCMP1545 is the source of this 2530-nucleotide messenger RNA. RefSeq lists its product as uncharacterized. Lineage: Eukaryota; Viridiplantae; Chlorophyta; Mamiellophyceae; Mamiellales; Mamiellaceae. Bases 11 to 2530 code for a protein of 839 amino acids. The transcript has a single exon. The record is from RefSeq and is a predicted model, not a curated record.